This is a messenger RNA of Lolium perenne, 1350 nucleotides long. Lineage: Eukaryota; Viridiplantae; Streptophyta; Magnoliopsida; Poales; Poaceae. The record is from RefSeq and is a predicted model, not a curated record.
AACCACGACACACGCAUGUACCACUCCACUCCUGGUUCCGACUUCCGACAUCUGUUCACACAAAAAAAAUUCACCUCCGUUCCCCUUUCUCCUUGCUCUCCCGUGAGGCUACUGCCGCUGAGCCUGCUCCUCGAUUCCGUCCGCCGGAGCUGCCAAUCGACACAGCCUAUGUGCCCCUGUAUGACAUCGGGGCAGCGGAGCCGGAACUGGAGCUCGAUCCGCCACUGUGGCAUCCUCGGUGACGGUAACUGCGACGCCAUCGGCGCAGCGGCUAUAGCAGGCUUGCACUUGCAGAGGGACAGAGGGAUACACACCUGGAACUCUGGAAGAGGAGGGCGCCGAGGUCCCCAUUGUGUCGACAUCUAUCUCUGGAAGGAGAUGAGAGCCCCGAGUUUAUCCUCCACAGCGGCUGAAGAGGAAGGCUCUCUGAGAUCUCCACCGCGCCGCCAUCUGCCUAGGGAUUGGUAGGUGACACGGCGGCCAAAGAGGGAGAAGAGGAGGCCGGCCAUAGGGAAGCUCACGGCGGCUAGAGAGGGAGAAGUGGAGGCCGGCCAUAGGGAAGCCAUCAGCCGCCUCGGUAGGUGGCACGGCGGCGGCCAGAGAGGGAGAAGAGGAGGCCGGCCAUGGGAAAGACGGGAGGAAGAAAGUUGAGGGCAAAACGACAUCUCGAAUUGUUCCAUUGUGGGGAUCGUGUGGUGCCACUUUGACCAGCUGCCGCUUUGACCGAAUCAACCAGAAGGCAAUAGAUGCAAUCGGAAGUGAUCCAUAAAAAGAGGAAGGAGAGAGGCAACAACCGGUAGCCGGUUGCCUGACCGCUUGGAAAAAAAAAAGAUGCAAACCAAUUACCUGAGUGAUCACGGAAGGGACAAAACAAAUAGCUACGUGUCAAUCAAUAAUUCAGGGAAAGAGUGGAUAAAUGGCACAUCUACAGUGUCUCAGUUGUUCAGAUAGCGUAAAAUCAGCUGACCUUUAUAUAGUGUAUAUAAUAUAACGAGCCCAUGGCAAAGAGAACGGAGUUUGGACGCCAAAUUUGUCGCAUCUCAGCACAUGCAUGGUCUAGGCUCCAGCGGUACUCCCACCCAAACUCAUCGCUCCGGUUGUGCUCCUGCCCAAAUUUGGACGGUGACGAUGGCACACGUACUUUCUAGGGUUAGGCGUCUACUCCCCCAUUCUCUUGCUACGGCAUUGGUUGAAAAGUACAUUUCAGAUCGAUAAGCUCAGAGUUGGGCUGUUUCUUGUAUAUCUGAUGGAGCAUGAGGUUGGUUGAGCCCUCAAGUGGUGUAAUAGCGGCUUUCGUACCAACUAUCUUUUCCUUUCGCCAGAGGGCAAUAAUUCAUUUCCAGUUGUUUA